AUGAAAAACUGCAUGACCAGUGUCUCCGAUCAAUUUGUGAACUCCUUCUGGCGAGUCUUCUGUUGGCUAUGGGAAACCUUCGAACUCGUCCUCAUCAUCAUACUCGACUGCUUGGCGAGGCUAAUUGAGCUAAUACUCGUGACGAUAAAUCUAAUAUUUCAGGUGAUCUGCUUCCUCAGGGAUUUAUGCAUCGACGCAAUGCAGACAUUUGCCAAUAUUUUCCGUGGAAUCGUUAACAUCAUUAGCAAUAUCAAUCGCGACGAUGUCGAGGACUUUGCCUCUGCCUGCAUCGUCGUCGUCUUAUGCACCGGAGCUGUCAAAAUGCUCAUGGACUUUUUAAAGCAGGUAUACAUCACAUGUAUCGCGUGAUAACCAUUAUGUCAAUAAUAGAUAGACGGCGGCACGCCGAUAAU
Molecule: messenger RNA, 413 nt
Organism: Cataglyphis hispanica
Lineage: Eukaryota; Metazoa; Arthropoda; Insecta; Hymenoptera; Formicidae
Exons: 2
Coding region: 1-369 (122 amino acids)
Source: RefSeq, a predicted model, not a curated record